GUUCGUGGAAGCGAGUCGCAGGUGGGUGCCGCGCCGAGCGCGCCCGAGCGGCCCCGAGCGGCCCCGAGCUUGGCCUCUCGGUGCCAGAACGUCGCAAGUGCCUCGCGCCUGCCGCGCUACUUGCCACAGACUGCCUCAGUCUGAGUUCGGCCUCCACUCUGUCCGUAUGUCACAGUGACGGUGCGUCGUGCUUUUAACAGUUGUUUUCGUAAUCGUGUGAUGUUUUUGUAUCGGAACUAUGGUGUAUUCCAAUGAAAAUGUGGAGUGAUUUUCAGGGCUCGGGCGGCGCGUGCGGCGGCAAGCGGCGCGCCCAGGCCGCGUGCGAGGCGGGCGGCAAGGUCGCGCGCUGGGAGGACUCCAUCGCGCGGCUGGAGGCCGUGGCCGCCGGCGCGGGCGGCGCGGACUGCUGGCGGGAGGACGAGGAGCGGCGCGCGUGCCGCCGGCGCUGGUGCGGCGGCUGGUGCGGCGCGCACGACACCAUCCGCGCCGAGAACGGCAAGAGCUACCUGGAGCUGGGCGGCGCGGCGGCGCGCGCGUGCUGCGACGGCCGCGCGGCCGGCCGCUGCGCCAGCCGCCGCUGCUACCGCGAGCGCCGGCUCAAGAUGAUGAACCUGUGCGCGCUGAAGCUGGCGCGCUUCCGGCAGACGGCGGACCCGUCGCUGCGGCGCUCCGUGCUGGUGUGCAACACGCUGCGCGGCAUCGAGCGCGAGAUGGAGCGCGAGAGCGCGGAGGAGGCGCCCUACGAGUGCGGCGGCGCGGGCGCGGCGCUGCUGGCGCGGGACGGCGGCGGGCGCGCCACGCCCUUCCCCGCGCCGCCGCCGCCCGACCGCGACUCCGGCUACGGCGACGAGGAGCGCGCCAUCGACUGGGGCUCCGUGCUGAGCCUGUCGUCGCGCUCGGCGCUGGACCCGGCCGAGGACGCGUGGCCCGACGACUGGGGCUGGGGCGAGGACAGCUUCGUGCGCCUGCUGGUGCCCACCAGUUAGUGGGUGGCGCGCGGGCCCGAGCCGCCCGCGCCGCACUGAGCGCCUGUGAUACCGCCGCGGCCGCCGCCGCCGCCGCCGCCAGCUGAGGCCACGCCGCGCGCCGGCUGCCUCCCGCCGCCGGCCGCGCGGCUCAUCUAGUCGGACUCCGCACGCCCGCCCGGUCCGGCGCCGGAGCGUCCGUCCGGUCGCCCGGACCGGGCAGAGGGACGCAACAACCACAGUCAGUAGUUAGUAUUUUAUAAUUGCUAAAGGGAAGGUGCUAGCUUCGGAUGUGACGCAGGACUUUUAUGCGAGCCGAGUUAUUUUUGAUAGUUUUAUUUGUUGAAGUGAAUUCCAAACCGAAACUGAAGUGACUUAGCUAAUGACAUAUUAUCGUUUAAAUUAAUCAACCACGCUGGUGUUUGAGUUUUUUGUUGAAAUUAUUGUGUAAUUAAUUAGAUAAAGCUAUAUUUAUUAUUUCGUUAAAAGAGAAGUGAUGGUUUGAAAUUAUUUCUGUCUUGAUAUUUUCACGAAUGUUUGUAUCUGAACAACGAGAGUGGCUGGUGAGGAUGGAUGCGAGGGUGAGGUGAGCGGCGACCGCCCGGCGCCCGGCCGCGGCAGGCACACAGCCGCUCACUAGAUCUCACAAUAUUAAUUAAAUGAUGUAUAUAAUUGACAAAGACUAAAGAGUCUGAUAGAGGUGUGGACAUGACCGAUCUUUAUCAACUAAGAUUGAUAUAAUAUAAUACUAAGCGAACACUUCUGUCUUCAAGACCGAUUUCUCAUGAAUGUCUACCCGACCCUGUACUUAAUUAUAGUAAAAUUUAAUUGGUCUCGCUUAAACCUAAUGUAUUGUACCUAAACUGAGUUUUGGCAUCAACAAUUUGUCUAAAAUGGAAGUCAAUUAAAUAACCAGCCUUGUCAACUGUUCAUGCCUGCUCGGGGGCAGCAAUACUUACUGACGUUGUGGAGCAUGCGGAAUUUGUAACUUAAGUGAUAGGUAUCAGCAAGAAUUGAUUGUACUUAAAUUAAUGACCCUCCUAAACCAGGAAUUGUAUACUGUAAUGACUGUCCAAGUCGACUGCCUCCUAACGAAUCCGAUACAUUUCUAUUGUAUAAAUAUAAUUAUGAUAACGCUCUCACGUCUGUGCGUAGCGGGGCUCGGGCGACGGCGGUCUGGCCUAAACCUCUACAUAGUAGAACACUGUAAAACAGUCUGUAGCAGUAGAUAGACGAGCCCCAGCGCCAGGCGCCGCCGCUAGCUUACAAGAAACUUAAUUUACGAAAAUAAUUUAGCUAUGCAUUAUGCAAACAAUGAAAAGCAGUUCCUAAUAAGCAAGUAACUAGUUGAAUUAGCAAUUUAUUUCUGGAUAUAUACUUUUUACACAAAACUUUGUUAGGAGGCAUUCGAUAUUUUGAGCUACUUUAGUUUCCUACCUAUCUCUUACAAGUACCUACUUAUGAAAAUGUUGCGACGAAAAUUGUGUAUCCGGCCGUGUUGUAGUGAAAUUUGCAAUCCGCAAUUUCUAAUUAGAGCCUGGACAAAGCGCUCUGGACAAAAAUGUUGGCUAUGUGUGAGUGCGUCCAGUGAUAUAUUAGCGAUGGCGGAUUGUGAAUGAUGUACGGCAGCGGGCCGAGAGCGCCUCAAAUGAGACUAAAUGAUUCCGCGCGUCAUCAGGAUUUGUGGUCACGUUCGACGGCGGCCCAUUGGUGCAUGAAAAACACACACUUUAAUACGAAUUUUCAAUUUUACGUUUGCUCAACCUGUGUGUGCACGGGGGCCGCCGCACGGCCGUAAACCGGGAGUUGGACUGCAUGGACCAAACAUACCUAACACUUUUAAAUAGAGAAAAGUACAAAUUUCAAUAAAGUAAAGUAUGCAAGAGUGCUCCGGCGCGCGUAAGUCCACCGUUGUCAAUUACUCAAUAUUUGAAUUGUGAUUCGGUAGCUAAUGAGAGAAAAACUCUAUCUUCUUAAAUUUAGUGUAAAUAUUAUAUGGAGAUGGGCAUUAUGGCGCGGCCCGCGUCGUUGUAAAUAGAUAUUGUAAAUUAAUAAUUUGAUUGAUGUCGAGUAGUGGAAGCUCUGCUCGGGGUGGCCGCCGUGCGUCGCCGUGUGUCGCCGUGUGUCGCUCGCGCCCGCCCCAUUGUAACAUACCACCUCUAUUCUGUCCAAUAAAACCUAUGAUAAAGUACAGAUUUACAACUUACAUUAAUAUUAUAGGAAUGCAUUCGUUUUAAGAUAAGAUGUCACAAAAUAUCUUGCCAGUAUUUAAUUGUAACCACCUGGUUCUGUACUAUAAUCUGAAGCACUGGAUGUAUCUAAUGAUUGAGCUCAAUUAUUUUUUGUGGUUUAUUUCCAGUAGAUUUGUUUUAAUGAACAAUGUCCGUAUGGUUGUGAUGGUUUACUUAAGUAAGUUAGACGAUUGUCGGCGCUCCGCUGGCCGACAUGAAAAAUGCACUAAUCUCGGAUUUUGUACCUACUUCAUACAAAUUUAUAUUCUGAAAGGUUUUCGUGGUGUCGUGUGUCGUGGACGGGUCCAGAAGUUCAUUUAUAGUACUUAAUUUACAAAAAACUUAUUGUAGCUUAUAUCGGUUUGUAACUUUAAACUUUUAUAUUGUUUGAUAAUAUUAAUGUGCGUUUGUACCUAGCUCCAUACAUACUGCAGCCAGGUACGAGGCACACGCCUCGUCCGCGAACAUACGACACACACAAAACUGACGAAGCUUGCAUUUACAAACACAUUAUUACCCGAUUAUGUCCUGUCAUUUCCAUUUAAUGGCUAAUCUAGCUUUGAGGUGAAACUGUUAACUGUGUUUUAAUUUUAAUAUUCAGUAAUUUCAGUAUAUAGAUUGACAUUCAAUUUUAGUUUUCACCUCGGAGCUUUUGUUUGGUUGAUCAAGUGGUGAGCAUUUCUCCAUGUUACUUGCCAUACUAAUUGUAACCUACCUAUGUCUGCUGGCAUGAAUGCGAUGUACAUAUACCUACUUGUUGUGUUGUGACAUUCAGCAAUAAUUUAUAUUAUGACCAGUAGAAAGCUUUCUUUAACAUCAAUUUAAUUGGUGCGUGGUUCUCAAAGAGAAUCGCGCAACAAAAUCAUACGUAAUUUUACAAAUGUAAAUGUAUUUCUAGUGUUUUCCAUUGCCAUUGGUUACCAAAAAUGACAGGAUUUUAGUAAAACAAUUGUGUAUAUUUAGAAAGAAUACUCCCGUUGGGCAGCCGUGAAAUGAACUCCGAAUGUCCUUUGUCGCACAUCGAAUUGUUAAGUGUUGCUCAUGUUAAGUAGAAGGAUUCAUUCGGGGUUCGUUUCUCCGACUGUCGAAUGUAAGAAAUAAUGUAAUAUAUUAAUUGUUUAAGCUGUUGUGUCGAAAAUAACAAGAACAGGAAUAAUUUUGUGAAACAAUGGCACAAAGAAUGAACAGAAAUAUUAUAUAUAUUAUAAAAAAACAGAAAUGUGGCUAUAAGAGCAAUUUUUAUAAUAAAUAUUUACUGUUGAUGAA
Molecule: messenger RNA, 4462 nt
Organism: Plutella xylostella (diamondback moth)
Lineage: Eukaryota; Metazoa; Arthropoda; Insecta; Lepidoptera; Plutellidae
Gene: tara
Product: SERTA domain-containing protein 2 taranis
Cellular component (GO): nucleus
Molecular function (GO): transcription regulator activity
Source: RefSeq, a predicted model, not a curated record